Messenger RNA from Sphaerulina musiva SO2202, 632 nucleotides. RefSeq lists its product as uncharacterized. NCBI's taxonomy places the organism in Eukaryota, Fungi, Ascomycota, Dothideomycetes, Mycosphaerellales, Mycosphaerellaceae. The record is from RefSeq and is a predicted model, not a curated record. The coding region runs from base 151 to 504 and encodes 117 amino acids. The transcript has 3 exons.
UACCUACCUACCUAUACUACCUCCUACCCCAAUCAGACUCUGCUUGUGCCCAUCCACCAGAGCCAAGACACCGACACCUACCUUACCUUACCAGUACACUCCUUACCUACAUAGGUACAUACCUGACCUCCACAUCAACCAUCCACAAUCAUGUCAAAAGGCUUCUUCACCGGCCCCAACAUUGCAGCCGGAGCAGCAUUGACAGGCGCAAUCGUCUACUUUGCAUCACGAGGAAACAUGUACGAGACACAUGGAGCACAAAACGUCGCCAAUGCGUAUUCACGAGGGGGAGGAACCAAGACACAUGCGGCAGGCGUCGCAACGAAACUAGGUGAGGCAGGGACGACGGAUGAGACGAAAGUGCACCAGCAGGACGCCAAAGGCAUCGAUACCGAGUACUACAAGGAGCACCAUGCACAACAGAGAAUUGGCGAGCCUGGCGGAGGAGCUCCGUUUGGCAAGAAAUUAAACGAGGCCUCGUAUGGCCAUAAGGAGGGAAAGUAAACCAGGCGGUCAGAGGCGAAUUUGACAGACCAACUGCAGCGCAGUAAAUACGUGGACUACAGUCACACGUGGGAAGAGUUUCCCUGUGAUAUACUGAUGUAAACCAUACAGCCAAAAAAAAGAUAUUC